Microdochium trichocladiopsis is the source of this 961-nucleotide messenger RNA. RefSeq lists its product as uncharacterized. The transcript has 2 exons. The coding region runs from base 94 to 873 and encodes 259 amino acids. Lineage: Eukaryota; Fungi; Ascomycota; Sordariomycetes; Xylariales; Microdochiaceae. The record is from RefSeq and is a predicted model, not a curated record.
CGUACAUGAGCCGCUAGGCCGCUUUCUGAUACGUCGCACAAAUUGCAGCAUCAUCUCCCUCGUGUCCCGUCUCACAUCACAAAAUUGCAAGUCAUGGUGCCUCGCCGUGGGCCCAUGCCCUUGUCAGGCCCGCACGGGAUUCCGUGCAGGGGACAAGGUGCGAGGGGGCACGAAUACCAUGUCUCGAGACUGGAGAGGAACCCAUUCCCACGGAGCAUUUCGACCGCAUCUGAGAGCCGAGCGCAAGAAUCGUUGCGCUCUGGCUGGGGACAAGAAAGAGUGGUGCCGUCUUACCCCUGGGCUUCCUGGGUGCCGUGCCGUGCACGCUGGUCCCGGUACAGGGCCGUACCGUUGAGGCUUGGCUCCGCCGGUGGAAACCACGAUCGUCCACCAAACGUCCGAUCUCCAACGCGGGGAGCAUGGCCCGCAUUUCAAGGCCGCGACAGGACAUGGGCAUCGUCAAGCUUGUCGUCUCGACAUCGUGAUUGGGCGCCGCCCCUUGCAGCUAGGAACCCGCCCGUCAAGCAGCGAGUAUCCACUUCCCAGCUGUAUGGAGACGGAGCUAUCGUGGACAAGCUAUUGCCCCCAUCCCGCCUGAUUGGGACUAUCAUGGCUGUGGGGGUCGGUUUUGAAAGGUUUGGGAUCCACCAACGGGAACUUUUUCGACCAGGCCGGCCUACCAGGAAUGGAAGACGGGCUGAUUUGACUAGGACGCAGUACCCACGGGGCGUUCGGCCAGAGUUGCUGGCACAAAAACCAACACAUAUCAUGACACGACGGAAAAAUGGCGUCUUGCCCGUCCUUGUCGAAAAAGGCAUCAUGAGUGAUUGCUUUUGCUUAUUACUCGCUAGCUCCUGCACUGGGGUUCCCUGAUUCGACCGUGCCCGCCUGUCGCGCGUUUCGGCUUUUCGCACCCCCUCUGACUAGAACAUUAGCACAGUGCCUGUCAAGGCUUCCCGGG